CAGACAAGGAUCGUGAAUUCCAAGGAUGUAAGAUUGUAAAAGUAUCUAGUAAUCUUUGAUUUCAUAGUUGCUUACCAAAACCAUUGUGUUGUUCAUGUAAUUUAAUUUGUUGGUUCGGCUGGAUUUUCUGUAUUUUUGUUUGGACCUUCGCAACCGCCAUGGCAACCACUAGAAAUCGGCGUAACCAGGAGAACUCUUUAGUUUUCAACAUCGGAAAACCGCAAUUCAAGGUGCCGCAGUCGCUGCGCAUGGAGCGUGACUUUUACAGCUCCCGGCUGUUCCAGAAGAUGCAGCACGACCUGGAGAAAGUGAAUCGCAGUCUGGAGCUGUCCAAGGAGAACCCUAUGACCAGGGAUUUCAUCGAGAAAGCUGCGAUGACGCAGGAAAUGAGGGACAUUAAGCACACGGAGUUUGUGGAGAAGAAACGCCGCCAGCAACUAAGGCGAGAUUGCGAGGAAUUGCGGGAUUUGGCGGAGCAACUGCGUCUAGCAGCCAUUUCCAAGGAGCUAGCCGAGAGUCUAGAGGAACGAAAACACCAGCGGCAGUUGGCCGUAAAAGUAGAGGCCAAGGAAGUGGCCGAGGAGCGUUGCCUACUGGAGGCCAAGCAACGCGAAAAAGAAGCCGCUCUCAAGGAGGAACAGCGUUGCCUGCGCGAGUGCUUGGCAGGACAAAUGGAGGAGAACCGCCGACGUCGCCAGCAAGAGCACGCCCAGGUGAUGAACGAUCGUGAUCUCAGCCAGAUGAGGCAAAAGCAAAUCCAAGAGGAGGAUCGCGCCCAGCAGCUGGAAGUUGAACGGAAGAAGCUGCAAAAGCGCCAGGAUAUGCUGCAGUCCAUCAAGGAGAACCAGGAACACCGUGAGUGGCAGCGGGCCCAAAACAACCAGGAACUGGGUGAUCUAGCCCAAAAGCAAACCGAAAUAGAGCGCAGGAAACUCCAGCUCGAGGAGGAACGCCAGGAUGUGCAGCGCAAGAAAGAGGAGAUCAGCAUUCGCCUGGGUCAGCAGGUCCUGGAGUUAGAGAACAAAAAACGCCAUCGGGACAAUCUGCUGUUGGAUCUGCUGGAGGCGGAGUACACGGCCAAGAGCGACGAGCGAUUUCGCCAGCAGAUGCAGCAGGAGCAAAUGUCACGACGGCGCACCAAACAGGAGUUGGAUCGCUAUCGCCAGGAGGUUGAGCACCGCAAGAUGGCCCAGAUGCAGCUGAAACGUUUGGAGAUAGCUUCGAGGCAGCAGGAGGCUCCAGAUGUAAGCAGUCAGGAGAACGAGAAGCAGCUGGAGGAUUACCGCAAGCGCAGGGCCCAUGGAGCCAUGUUGCUGGCCAUGAUUGAGGAUAAUCAGAGGAAACGGGCGGAGGCCACCGCUGAAAAUGUCCAGUACUUCGAUUUCAAGGCCAAAUCGGAUGCUGAGCAGGAGGAGCGCAUUAAACAGGAACGACUGGCCAUGUUGGGCCAGGUUCCGGCCUCUGUUCUUCGAUAUCUGCCCAAACAUGUCCUGACCUCAAAGGAUCGCGAGCAUUUCUGCCGGGAGGAUGUGCAGGCAUUGGGUGGUGGCGAUUCCUAGCCUAGUUUUCGGAUUGUAAGAAUUACUUUUGUAAAAAAUACUUUUCAAUGGGUCCUUGGAAUCCCAAACAUAUCCAAUUUAAAAUUAAACGCGCGCCACCCUGCGUACGUGACGUGUAUCAUUCAUGA
Messenger RNA from Drosophila rhopaloa, 1687 nucleotides. RefSeq names its product meiosis-specific nuclear structural protein 1. Bases 159 to 1559 code for a protein of 466 amino acids. Gene Ontology annotation, biological process: cilium organization. The record is from RefSeq and is a predicted model, not a curated record. The transcript is spliced from 2 exons. NCBI's taxonomy places the organism in Eukaryota, Metazoa, Arthropoda, Insecta, Diptera, Drosophilidae. Gene Ontology annotation, cellular component: motile cilium.